AUGUGACAGCGUCAUAGUGUCUAACCUGUUUGCGUACUUAUGCCAUUUGAUAAGAAAUAAUAUUGGAAUAACACGAAGUGAUUUGUGUAAUAAUAAACAAUUUGAAACGUUUACAAAUAUGAAGAAUGGAUGAGAUCGCUAAGCACUCGGCCUCGUAUCAGCUCGACCAAGAAAUAUUAGACGCUCGUGGCAUCAACAUGACAGUUGAGGAAGUGGCCGGUCUUCCAACCAGUAAGUACUCGGCAAGAGUACAGGCGCUGCAUCUGAAUGUGGACGACUUCAACUUCCUCAAGGGCCUGCGGCGCAGAAUAAAAAAUAGGGUAAGUUAUCGUAGUCAAUACAAAACGUAACCUUGUGUUCUUUUAACCCCCGAUGACAACAGAGGGUUGUUAUAAGUACGUAGUGUGUUUCUGUAUGUCUGUCUGUGGCAUCACAGUUACAGAACCGAUGAAUCGAUUUUUUCGUUUGAAAGGUGUCUUAAUCUGGUUGCUGUGACCUAUAGACAUCUAUAUCUAUCCUCGAUUAAGAAUCAAAAUGUAGACGCAUUGUUUCCGGUUCUCUACACGCACUAUAUGAAACACAGCAGCAAUAAGCUGCUAUUUUAUACGCUGGUAUUCUGUGAGAGCAUGUGAGAGCAUGGUCUUUCCACGGUCGCGCCGACCUAUUCGUACUACAACAAUAUUUAAAUGUCAAUUUUAAUAAUAACAGUAGAGGACUUGCAAGUUAGUUUAUUCAAAAACACAGCUGAUGGUGCGAGGUGGUGUGAGGAUCGAGGAAGCUCUGCAAUUUCCAGGCACAGCCUACAUCCGUCCAAGUGCUAUGCACAGACGUCCUCCCUUUUAUGAGAGAUUUUUGGAGCAUAUAUUCCACCGCGCCGCUACAGAACUACUAAUGGACUAAAAACAACCCCUUUUAUCGUAUCUUCUCAGUUUCAAGGCACUCCCCUUGUUGCCUCAGCCAGUAUCAGAAUUCUCGGCGUCGACAUAUCGAGUGACGUGCAGUUUCGUGGUCACUUGGAAGAGAAGGUCAAAUUGGCCUCCAAAAAGCUUGGCGUGCUCAGCAGAGCGGGACAGUAUUUCAUGCCGGCACAACGCCUGCAACUUUAUAAGGCGCUGGUUCGGCCUUACAUGGAAUACUGUUCCCAUCUCUGGGCUGGGGCUCCUCAGUGCCAGCUCCUUCCACUUGACCGCAACCAGCGCAGAGCGGCUCGAAUCGUCGACGAUCGAGUCCUUUUCGAUCGGCUCGAUUCAUUGGCGUUGCGAAGAGAUGUUGCGUCCCUUUGCAUUUUCUUUCGCAUUUACCACGGGGAGUGCUCUGAGGAAUUGUUCAGAUUAAUCCCAGCCGCCAAAUUUCACGAACGCACGUCGCGGUAGAACUCCCGAUACCAUCCACACCAUCUGGAUGAUUGGCGGUCCACCACUGUGAGAUUUAGAAGAUGUUUUCUUCCGCGCACAACUUCCUUGUGGAAUCGAUUACCACCAGCGAUUUUUCCGGACCGAUACGACUUAGGGACCUUCAAGAAAAGAAGCUACUCCUUUUUAAAAGGCCGGCAACGCAUCUGCGAUCUGGUUCCCCUGGUGUUGCAGUUGUUCAUGGGCGGCGGUAGUCACUUACCAUCAAGUGAGCCGCAUGCUCGUUUGCCCCCUCUCCUAUAAAAAAUAAUCACCAAAAUAUUGUUAUGCAUACGUUAAAUUACAGUUUACCUUCGAUCGAGAACCUUUCUUCCCCGUUAGUUGUCGGUUCUUCAAGUUAUACAGCCGAUCCAUUUCCACGUUAGCUUAUUGAUCCGAUAGCUGCUCCAAACCUACAUAUAGGCAGCGGCAUAACUUUAGUAAAAGUAGCACUGUCACCAGCAUCCUCCUCCUUAUUGAAGAUUAGCAACUCGCCCUGGCUUUGCCUGGAUAAUAUCUAUUAAUGUAUAUUAUAUAUGUAUGUAUAUUUAGUUUUAAGAUAAUUCAUUGUAUUAAAUUUUUCAUUUUUAAAAAUAGUAUCAAUUUUUUGGAUGAAAUACGGCCUAGAUCCUUCUUAUCAUUGUUCUAUAUUUGUUCCUAAAGUUUCAUAACAAUGAAUUCAGCCAUUUCGAAAAUUCCUAGGAAGAAGACAGACAGACCAAAAUUUAAAAAAAAAUGGUUAUUUGUCUUAUUAGCAUGCAAAUAACUCCCUGAACUAGAAAUCAGUUAUUUCAAUAAUACAGACAGAAAUUAAGUUUUUAUUUAUAUGUUCAGAUUGAAUAAUACUACUUUUACGGAUUCUAUCGCAUUUAAUUAAUUUAUUUUUAUUAAAUUCCUGAAGUUUUGGGUGCUUUACAGCACCAAUGGUCACGGGGGACUGAGGUGAUUGACGUCCCAAUGUUAACCCGGAGUACCUUCAGCUUUUUUAAUUAUUAAUUUUGGUCCGAUCUACGCAGAAUGAACUUACUGUGUCUUGAAGUUUUGCAGGGGUAUGCUUGGGUUUAGUUUUAAUUUUAUUAAUUACAGGAUCCCAAGCUGGUGGUGGUACCCAGCCUCCCUCUCUAUUGAAAUUAGUAUGAUUUUUUAAUUCAAUAGCCUCACGUAUCAUCCUUGGCAGGAAUCGAUGUUCUUUCGGGAGAAUUUGUCGUUUAUCAUCUAAUAUAAUGGCGGGGUUCGUCUAGGAUAUGAUCACAAAUCUGUUAUAUGUUCAGGUUAGAAUUUCAAUCCAAACCCGCGUCUCCAGAGAUGGAUCCUUUGUCUACUAAGUCGUGCUGUCGUAAAUAUAUAACACGUUUACAUUCGCACAGUAGUCAGGGGCCGUGAGACAUGCGAUAAGGUAUCGUAUUGCGCUCGGUUAACCGCACAGCUAGCCGUCAUCCAACACCGAGCGGAGAGAGUCUGAGGGGGGUCUUUAUCUUUAACAUCACGUUUCAUGUAAUAUUAUUUGAGUUAUGAUUAUACUUAAAAAAGUUAAAAUCGACUUUAAAAAACUUAAAGACUAAGAUAAUUAUCACAUAAUUUCAAUGCCAUGAACCUGAACCAUACCCUAGCAAACCGCCUCGGCUUCGCCUGGGUGACAUUAACUUAAUCAAAAAGUUUUUAUGAAAAAUUCGAGUUAUUCGGUCAAAAUAUACCUUAGAUCCACGUAGAUUCUUUCUGGCAUUGAUCUCUGUCUGUUCGUAUAGUUCAGUCAUUACGAAAAUUAAAACUUAAAAAAGCAAAAACCAAGUUUUUUUUUUAUAGAAUAAGUGUGACAAACGAGCACACAGUCCACCUGAUGGUAAGUGGUUGCUGUGGCUCGUAGACAUAUACAUCCUUUAUUACAAAUCAAAAUGCAGAUGCGUUGUUACCCCUGAGAGCUCAGUUGGAAUGUCUCGUUUCCAGUAAAAAAGGUAUACUAAAAUUGAUGAAUUUGGAAUAAUGUUAAUUGUUAUGUUAGUUGUUAUAUUGUAAUUUUUGUCUUAGAUAAAUAUUUGUAUGUCUUCAUUAUGAGAAAGCACUGCUGGACUUAAAUCAUUUACCAAACUGUAUUGUACCAUGUUUUCUGCAAAUAAAUUAUGAUUAUUAUGACUAUAUUACUGUACUGUGUACCGUAUACUGAAGUAUUGCUAAAAUUGCAUUUAAAAAAGUUACAGGCAUUGUAUUUAUUAAAAAAAGACCUCAGUGGUUUGUUUUCGCGAACCGGUGAAGAUUCUGAAGAUUAUAAAGAUACUAGCAAUCCUCCCCGGCUUCGCGCGGGUUAUUUCUGGAUACCGACAACAGCGCCACCUACCGUGUAAAAUUGUGGAGCUAAACCAUCCAGAAACCCAUUUAAACACACGAAAAAUUUCAUCAGAAUUGGUCUAGCCAGUUUCCGAAUUUUAGCGAGACUAUCGGACAUUUUCGUUGCUCUCGCAGCAGAAGAUAUCCAUGAAGAAUCAUCCACGAUAAAAAAGACGCGCCUACAAAUGAGAGGCGACCUGGGCCCUGUUGUGGGUUGUAUAUAGGCUGUAACUUUUCUUUAUUGCUGGUUUUGUAGUGAUUGUGACCAUGUUUCUAACUUCACGUUCAACGUUCAGGUCUUCGGGAUGUUGAGUGCCUCUGCCUUAACGUGUUCUCUCCUUCAGCAAGCCGUAAUGUCCAAUGGACAUUGGCCUCCCCCAUCGUAGAAAGCAGUUACCAUAAGUAGGCGCUUGGUCUGAUUCUGCCUUGAAUUUACUUGUAAUUCUUAAGCGGUAGAUAUGGCUGCAGUACAAUUGAGUCGGCUCAACCGGGGUAGGACCACGCUCUUACAGAAUACAACUAAUAGUAUGGUAAGUUGGUAAGUGUCCAGAACCGGAGACCCUUUAUACUGAUAAAGAGACCUUUCAUCUUAGUCCUCAGCGGUAACAACGUUAACAACAACACAAGGAAUGCCUCAAAACGCGAUCCAAAGCCACCUGCAUUCGUUGAGUCUGCAUAUCUUACCAGGACGUCAUUCCAUUUAGUGGGAGCUCGUACUGCACCUAGGUUACUUGUACGAGGCUGGGGCUGCCAAUCCUACUAUAUAAUUUAGUAUCCUACUAUAUUAGGAUAGAGGUCCAAAUACUAUAUUUCUAGAAAAUAUUAGUAGGCGAAACUACAUUAUUUUAAUGCGGCUUGUGGCUGUUAAUACAAGGUCUUUACCUAUGAAAUUGCCGUUCUGCAGUACUGGCCAUUUCAAAUGAAAAUAAUUUUUGUUGGCUAAGAAUUCUAAUUUCAAAUUAAUUUUAUUAUAAAAACAUGGAAAUCUUUUUUUUUAAUUAGUGAUUUGUUUAUUGAUUAGCGUUAUGUUUUCAUCGCAUUUGAAUGUUUUUUCGUCAUCAUGGAUACGUUAAAAAUUCGAGUAAUUAUGGAAUAUGAGUACCUACCGUCGUGGCAGCAACGCGAUGUUUACGGAACGAAUAAUACAAACGAACGCACCACCUGUUAGUCGUUUGUCCGCUUCCGUUCUGAAAAUUUUGUCAUGAAAAAUAUCGUGGUCGUCCAAAAACUUUGGUUGACAAUGACGAAUUAAAAUCAAUGGUGGAAGGUGAUGAUACUCAAUCUACGGCUGAAUUAGCAGCAGCUUUUGACGCUAGCAUCAAAACAAGGUUCGUCCAUUUCCGUUAGAUUGGCAAAAAAGUUUGACAAAUGGGUGCCCCACCAACUCAAUGAUUGUCAGCGCGAAGUACGCGUCGAGACGUACCUUACAUUUCUCAACAGACUGUAUUGUUACCUGCGAUGAAAAUGGCUUCUGUUUGACAAUCGCAAGCGCUCAGCAAGUUGGUUGGAUCCUGAUUCAACACCUAAACAAUACCCUAAACUAAAACUUACCCUUAGAAAAGUGAUGGUCACUGUUUGGUGGUCAAGCGCCGGUGUGAUUCAUCACAGCUUCUUAUACCAAACCGGAUGAGCAUUACUGCAGAUGUGUACUGUGAAAAACUGAACACAAUGUUUGAGAAGCUCACACGUUUCCAACCAGCUUUGGUCAAUCACUCGUCCCCGCUGCUCCUGCACGACAACGCACGACCUCAUACUGCACAACCGACGGUCUCCAAGUUACAAGAGCUGAGGUUGGAAGCUCUUCGUUAUCCGCCGUACUCACCAGACCUUACGCCUACAGACUUCUACUUUUUCCAGAAUUUGGAUAAAAUUUUGGCAUGUAAAAAAUUAAAUACUCAAGAGGCAGUACAAAAUACCCUUGAAGAAUUUAUUACCUCCCGUCCAGAUGAUUUCUUCAAGAAGGGCAUCAAUAAACUGCCAUAGCGUUGGCAAAAAUGCAUCGAUUAAUAG
This is a messenger RNA of Parnassius mnemosyne (clouded apollo), 5723 nucleotides long. NCBI's taxonomy places the organism in Eukaryota, Metazoa, Arthropoda, Insecta, Lepidoptera, Papilionidae. The record is from the annotation of a GenBank genome assembly.